UACGUUAGCGGCUAGCCGUUGCGACAAUUCUUGCUGAAAAUAUUUGUUUUAGUUGGGGGUAAUUAUGCAUUUUCUGUGGAAAAACCUGGUUAGAUCUGGUUCUGUCGUUACACCCUAUCUUAGAAGAAGCUUCAGUGAGAAUCUCCCAGUGCUUACUUUGUAUACCAAGGAGCAAUGUUCACUAUGUGAUGAUGCCAAAGAAAUCUUACAGAAAUUCUCAAAGAAGUUUGUUCUGGAAGAGGUGGAUAUAACCGCACCAGGAAAUGAGGAAUGGAAACAACUGUACCAGUAUGACAUCCCCGUCUUUCACUUCAAUGGCAAAUACCUCAUGAGGCAUCGAGUUGAUGAAAAACUGUUCCAGAAAAAGCUUGAAGAGAAAUCCAUUAUAUGAGCAAGUAUUGUGCUACAAGAUUUUAGGGUAUUUUACAUGUACCUCAAAUAUGGCUGCUCAUGAAGCUCUCUUUAGUUCACCCAUGAAGUUCUUCUCCUCACAACUACUGUGUUUUAUCAAACAGCAGGUAUGCCGUAGAUUGUGGCAUUUCUCACCUAGUUCCAUCCAAAACUGCUCCUCUCAAAUACAUUGGAGGACUUGCUCAAGUAUUCUUCAUGGUGUGCCUCAUCAACAGGAGAGGACUGUUUCAGAGCAACAUGAAGAGAUAAAGCUUCAUAAUGAUGAUGAUAAUUCAGAUUCAAGACCUGUACAAAAGUGUCGCAUCCUAACUGCUACUCAAACCACCACUGGAUUAGAUAGAAUCAAGAUUGAUAAAGAGGAGAGUGAAUGCUUGUGCAAUAAUGCAGAAAGGACCAUAAAGAUGUCAAGAGGUCAUGAAAGCAUAAGAAAUACAGAUCCUUCCUCCUACCAAUCAGAACAAGUGUAUUCAUCAGAAACAGAGCUCCCCAGCUCAGCCAAACCUAGGAGGCCUGUGAACAUCUAUGCAGAUGCCUCAGGUCGCUACGGCCUUGGCUGUGUGUGGGAUAAGAAGUGGAUCGUAAGCCAAUGGGAAGAUGAGUGGCUGUCCAACAACUACCAGUGCAUGGAACUCCUGGAGAUGAAGGCCAUCCUGGUGGCUAUCCUGACCUGGGGUCACGACUGGGCUGGAUCCCUCGUACGAAUCCACUGCGACAACACAAUGGUGGUCGGAUACUUCAAUCACAAGGCGCCUCGACUGCAUCGCCAGGUUUCAAAGGCCUAUGAGUCUAUCAAACUUGCUGCAGCAGAGCUCGGUUUUGAACUGGUCGUGGAGCAGGCCAACAAGUCUCAUGUUCAGUUUCAAGGACCAGAUAGCUUGUCCAAACUGGAUUUCUGCAGGUUUCAUAAGCUGCUUCCAUACAUGAACAGUGUGCCUGAUUUUCCACCAAGUGAUCUGGAGUUCUUGCUGCCAAAUGUGUGGGAAAAUGUAUGUGUGUCUGUCAAACUUAGAAGUCAGGACUGUCUAAUAGGCUGCAGAUGAAUAACAAAAAGACUUUUUCUUUUUGAUAUGAAUUUGUUAAGAUUAAGGAUGAAAUCUGAUAUAUUUUUGCAUUGCAAUGAAUUAAAAUGUGGUUGCCACAGUAUGUCCAAACAAAA
Strongylocentrotus purpuratus (purple sea urchin) is the source of this 1567-nucleotide messenger RNA. Its product is annotated as glutaredoxin-like protein C5orf63 homolog. The transcript is spliced from 3 exons. The coding region runs from base 65 to 391 and encodes 108 amino acids. The record is from RefSeq and is a predicted model, not a curated record. Lineage: Eukaryota; Metazoa; Echinodermata; Echinoidea; Camarodonta; Strongylocentrotidae.